Molecule: messenger RNA, 1696 nt
Organism: Pseudogymnoascus destructans
Lineage: Eukaryota; Fungi; Ascomycota; Leotiomycetes; Thelebolales; Thelebolaceae
Gene: IDI1
Product: isopentenyl-diphosphate delta-isomerase idi1
Exons: 4
Coding region: 47-814 (255 amino acids)
Biological process (GO): isopentenyl diphosphate biosynthetic process; isoprenoid biosynthetic process
Cellular component (GO): cytoplasm
Molecular function (GO): isopentenyl-diphosphate delta-isomerase activity
Source: RefSeq, a predicted model, not a curated record
AUUUACACCACUUUUAGAUAUUGUAUACGCUGUAUCUCGACUGAAAAUGGCUGCCGAGGGAUCUACCACCCAGGUUGAGGCCAUCACGACUGACAACAUCCUUAGACUCUUCCCUGACAUCGAUACCUCCAGAGCCGUGUUUGAGGGGCACGAUGAAGAGCAAAUCCGCCUCAUGGACGAGGUCUGCAUCGUCCUUGAUGAGAACGACAAGCCAAUUGGAAACUUUAGCAAGAAAAUCUGUCACUUGAUGACGAACAUCGACAAGGGCCUCCUUCACCGCGCAUUCUCGGUAUUCCUCUUCGACUCCCAGAACAGGUUGCUCCUCCAGCAGCGCGCGACAGAGAAGAUCACAUUCCCAGAUAUGUGGACAAACACGUGCUGCUCUCACCCACUGGGUAUCCCAGGGGAAGGUGGCGCUGAGCUGGCCGAGGCUGUGUCUGGCGUGAAGAAUGCCGCUCGUCGCAAGCUAGACCACGAGUUAGGAAUCAAGCCCGAGCAGGUUCCAUUCGAGGAUUUCCGUUUCCUCACCCGAAUUCACUAUAAGGCGCCUUGUGGUGAUGGAAAGUGGGGCGAGCACGAGAUUGACUACAUCCUCUUCAUCAAGGCGGACGUCGACCUCAACCCAAGCCCCAACGAAGUGCGUGACGUCAAGUAUGUUACUGCCGAUGAGCUCAAGGCUAUGUUCAAAGACUCGAGCUUGGUUUUUACACCAUGGUUCAAGCUUAUCUGCGAGUCGCUGCUAUUCGAUUGGUGGGCGCAUCUCGAUGCAGGGCUUGAGAAGUUUGAGAAUGAGAGCGAGAUCCGAAGAAUGUAGAGGGGCUUUGCAUAUUUUAAUAGAUAACUGAUGGUAAAUCACCGCAGUUUUCGGCUCACGGUAUUUCCGCAGUCGUUUUGACGUUUAACGAAGAAGAAACAUAUAUCCAGCUGAGUACAUUGAGCAAUUGGUUUGUACUUUGCACAUAUCAUGGGGUGGAUCUCUUGUUACUUAUGAGAUGCAGCUAUAGGUUCUUGUGCCUUGUGCUUUGUGAAAUACCGACCAGUUUCAGUGACAAUCAUGCCACGACAAAUUGUCUUGGACCGUUUGCUUGUCAUCGUGACUAUUGGCCAUGGCUAUGACCCUGGUGGAUAACGACGUUACUCAACAGUUUAUCCUGUGAGCGACGCCAAAUACAUCUCGGCUCUCUUAUGUGUCACAGUCACGUCAGUUUGAGUGGUUAGAAUGAACGCAAGUGCUCAAGGUGUGGCUACAACCCGUCCUGUAUCUCACUAGAGUACAACGGCCUAUACUGGAUUCCGGCGUAUUCCGAGUAUUCAGUUUCGCUGUAUUUCUUUCAUUGGGAUGCAUAUGCAAGUAUGUGCUGCGAUACAGCGUAUCAGCCUCUGCUAUAGUCAGUUUUGUAGUACAUGGUGAUAAAUCGCCGCUUGGCCCGGCUCGCAAUUAUCACUGCUUCAAAAGCAAUCAAACCCCACGUCAGCCUCAUCGCUCUCUGUCUCAUGGCCCCUCUUCUUGAGUGACCACCUCAUUUGAUCUCUUUGCCAUGGUUUAGCUGCUUCCUUGUUGAUGCAUACACAUACAGAUAGGAAUACAUAUAAAGCCGACGACCACACUUUUCCAACAUCUAUCACUAUUCACCCGGCAAUCAAUAAAAAAAAAUUGAUCAGAACGUUUAUCAGAGCCAAAUAUUUUGAUAAUAUA